AUGGGGUUCCUUGACUUUUGCUGUUGCUUGGCCGGCGAGCUUUCGUCAACCGCACAGAACGGUGACUCGCUUUGGGGCACGCUCCUAGCCCAAGCUCUUCCACUAUUUAUCCUUGGGAGUGGAGGAUUCAACGUUAUCCCAUGGGGCGACAGGGAGGCCGGGUCGAGCAAUCCUUUUACUGAUGCACCUCACACUGGUAUAACGCGGAGAUACGAGUUCAACAUCAGUCGAGGUAUAAUCGCGCCAGAUGGGUAUCAGAAGGAAGUGUUACUUGUUAAUGACCAAUUUCCCGGGCCGCUUGUUGAGGCCAACUGGGGUGACUAUAUCGAGGUGAAGGUCACCAAUUCCAUUAACGAUGGUCCACCGGAAGGGACAGCCAUUCACUGGCACGGUUUCUUACAAACAGGAACGCCAUGGAUGGACGGCGUUCCCGGUGUUUCUCAAUGCCCGAUUGCCCCUGGAAAAAGCUUCACUUACAAAUUCCGAGCCGAGCUAUACGGUUCAUCUUGGUAUCAUUCCCACUACUCCGCUCAGUACUCAGGUGGUCUCUACGGUCCUAUGGUCAUCUACGGCCCAAGAAAUUUAAACUAUGAUAUCGAUCUUGGCCCGAUCAUGGUUAACGACUGGUCACAUAGAAACUAUUAUGCGGUCGUCCAAGAGAUUAUGGGUCCUGAUUCUAAUGGACUGACCUACACGGACAACAACCUAAUCAACGGAAAGAUGAACUUCGACUGUUCUACACUGGAUGCCGACGAUGAGACACCUUGUACAGAUAAUGCCGGGCUAUCCAAAUUUAUCUUCCGACCGGGUAAGACUCAUCGGCUUCGAUUCAUCAACUCUGGCGCGGAGGGUACCCAGCGCAUCUCUAUCGAUGAACAUAAUAUGACGGUUAUAGCCAACGAUUUCGUCCCAAUCAAGCCCUACGACACCCAAGUUAUCACUCUCGGCGUUGGUCAGCGAACCGAUGUGCUUGUGCAUGCUCAUGCCGAUGCAGGAUCUGCAUUUUGGUUAAGAGCAAACAUCACGUCCUGCUCUUAUACGAAACAGCCGUUGGCACUCGCUGCUAUCUAUUACCAGGGCGCCGAUAAUACUUCUGUUCCAACUAGUACCCCAUGGGACAUCCCAGAUCCGGGCACCUGCGAGAAUGACGACCUAGCACUUACUGUGCCUUAUUACCCCAUAGCUCUACCCGAACCGUCUUGGACCCAACAUAUGGACGUUAGCGCAUACAUCAAUUCAAGUGGUAGCUUACUCUGGGAAUUUGGUGGCGUCGCUGCGAGGGUGGACUACAACAACCCGACUCUUCUCCAGGCUCGCAAGCAAGGUGGCUUCCAGUAUAAAGCUGAGUCUAACCUGAUAAACUAUGGGACAAAUUCAUCGAUCCGCAUUAUCAUCAAUAAUCCCGCAGAGUCACCCCAUCCGGUACACGCGCACGGUUUGAAUAUGUAUGUGCUUGCAGCUGGACAAGGUAACUACACCGAAAACUCGCUAUCGCGCCUCAAUACGAAGAACCCCAUGCGCCGCGAUGUCCAAAUGGUCGCCGCCAAGGGCCACCUCGUUGUGCAGCUAGACGCGUCCAAGAGUCCAGGAAUCUGGCCUUUCCACUGUCACGUCGCCUGGCACGCAUCUGCCGGCUUCUUUUCACAGAUGAUUUUUAAGCCAGAUGAGCUAUUAACUCCCCAAUAUGAUAUCCCACACGAUGUCAGCCAGACGUGUCGUGAUUGGGCUGAGUUCACUAAUGGUGUCGUUCCCGAUCAAAUCGAUAGCGGGUUGAAGGCAAGAGCGGAGAUAGUGAAGCAAGAAAGGAGUGCUACCUUAUUGCGAUGA
This is a messenger RNA of Daldinia childiae, 1827 nucleotides long. RefSeq names its product Laccase-2. Gene Ontology annotation, molecular function: oxidoreductase activity; copper ion binding. Bases 1 to 1827 code for a protein of 608 amino acids. Lineage: Eukaryota; Fungi; Ascomycota; Sordariomycetes; Xylariales; Hypoxylaceae. The record is from RefSeq and is a predicted model, not a curated record. The transcript is spliced from 5 exons.